This is a messenger RNA of Tilletiopsis washingtonensis, 1216 nucleotides long. RefSeq lists its product as hypothetical. Bases 311 to 1216 code for a protein of 301 amino acids. The transcript has 2 exons. Lineage: Eukaryota; Fungi; Basidiomycota; Exobasidiomycetes; Entylomatales. The record is from RefSeq and is a predicted model, not a curated record.
CUGCCUGAUUGCGCUUGUUAGUGCUGUGAAGGGCAGGACACAGAGCAGGCCUCUUCUGCUCAGCAGUCUCCUGGCAGGCAAGACAGCUGACAGGCACGCCCUAAGGCCGCCUCUGCCGUGCCUGUUCAAGGCCUCAUCCCAGCAGAGUCAGCUGAGCAGGCCAGCUCUGCAGCCUGUCUGCGGCGUCAGGCAGCAGGCUGCUGCCCAACUUCAUCAGUCUGCUGCGCAGCUGCUCCCUUGCACCUCUGCACCACCACGGUCCUGCCCUCAUCAACGCACAGCAAGCACCCACCCCGCGCCGCUGUCCAGCAUGCCGGCCUCGACGCUCGGCGGGCCAGCAAGCGAGUUCCUCUCCAUCCUGCAGUGGCGCUCGGCGCUUGAGCAGGCCAAAGACCGCGGCGAGAGCGUCGACCAGCUGCGCGAUGCAUCGACGGCGCCGAGCCUGGCCACGCCGGCGUCGAGCAACGCGCCCGCAAGUCUCCUGCGCCCGGCGCAGCCGCGCAAGUACCACUUCGACUUCCCGCGCCCAGGCGGCAUCACCGAGCGCUUCUCCGUCGCCGGCUCCAACUCGCCGUCCGUGGCGGGCGUGUCGCAGUCGCCGGUGCCGGCGCCGCCGGCUUACGAGCGUGUACCUACGCCGAUUGCGAAGCCUGCUUCGGCCCGCACGGUGCACGCGCAGGCUGAGGCUCAUGCGGCGCCGGCCGACGACGAGGACGACGAACGCGACAACGACAUCCUGCCGCCGAAGCGCCGCCGCAAGAGCGACUCGGUCGUCGAGCUGCUCGACAGCGACAGCGACGACGAUGUCGUCGUCGUGCGCCAGCAGUCGCAGCCGCACGCCGGGCGCGCCUCGGACGAGGGAGAGGCCAACAACGGCGGCGGCGGCGGCAAGCAGCACCAUGCCGCCAGCGGCUCGCGCUACGCCAGAGCGGCGCCGGCGAGGCCGCGCCAGCGUGCCAGAGUGACGCAGGGUGCGGCCUCGCGCGCUGCCGCGAGCGGUCCGUCGAAUCGCGUGUUCGGCAGUGGUCAUCGCUGGACCGAGCCCGAGGACGAGCUGAUCUGCGAGAUCUUGCGCACCGCCGCCAAGCUGCCGCACGUCAAGAAGGAGAUCAUGGAGCGCACGGGCCGCUCGCUGAGCAGCACCAACGAGCGCACCAAGUGCAUCAUCAACGCCGGCUUUGAGCACUACUACGGGCACAAGCCGCACGGCCAGUGA